Molecule: messenger RNA, 2696 nt
Organism: Mangifera indica (mango)
Lineage: Eukaryota; Viridiplantae; Streptophyta; Magnoliopsida; Sapindales; Anacardiaceae
Product: zinc finger protein ZAT9-like
Exons: 2
Coding region: 646-2115 (489 amino acids)
Source: RefSeq, a predicted model, not a curated record
CACUCCUUGGGAUCCUCAAAAGACUCAAAAUCUUGGCCGUUCAAUUCACGUCCGAAGGGUCCUCAAUGGAGUACACGUGCUGCCUAUCUUUUCUCCCCUUUUUAAUUUUUGGCUUCCAUGCAUGGAAUUCUCCUCCAACUACAGGACAAAGAAGAGAGAGAGAGAGAGAGAAAGAGUCAUGGUUUUUGCUUUGAUUCUUCUCUUCGUAUGCCCCUUCUUCGCCAUCAUUGGCGGCCCGUCUCUUUGAAAUUUCCUUUUUCUUUUUUGAAACUCCAUUGAAUUUUUAGUAUUGAAGAGUGGUUUAUGUUAUGUAUAUGUGUACUUGAAAAUGGGAUUCAAGGGGUCUCCUUUCUAUGGGUUGGAUCUCGUAGUUACACGACAGAAAACUGUGACGUCUCAACACCGUGGUAGUUGAAUUUGAUCGUCUCUUGAUCAAUCAGUAGUUAAGGAAAAAAAAGAAGCAAACUUGAUGGGCCAUUUUGUUUGCUUUUCGAUCUGGGUUUGAUUCUCUGUUUCUUUAUCAUCUUUUUUAAGAUGAUGAAUUAAUGCUGCAUUCUUGUAGAUAUAAGGUAAACUAUGAGUAACUGAUCUUGUUUUGUUUACUGGGCAUUUUUUAGAUUUUAGUGAUAAGAAUCAGGUCAACAAAUGGAACCAAAUCAAAAGAAGAAGUUCAUCUGCAAGUUUUGCCACAAGAGGUAUCCGUGUGGCAAGUCCUUGGGUGGUCACAUCAGGACUCACAUGAAUAAUAAUGGCGGCAACACUGCUGCAGCAGAAGAAGGUGUAGCUAAGCUCGACAUAGACGAGAUUCUCUAUGGAAGAAGCACUAAAAAAGAGCCGAUGCUUGAAGCUGGUGGACAAUCUGGUGGUUAUGUUCUUAGAGAGAAUCCAAAGAGAACAAAGCGGUUUGCGGAUUCAAACACACUUACUUUACAGCAAGAAAUGGUCUGUAAAGAAUGUGGUAAAGGGUUUCAAUCUCUGAAAGCUCUUUGUGGUCACAUGGCUUGUCAUUCUGAGAAGUUCAAAACCACUUUUGAAGAUCAAAAACUUAUAAUGGAUAGUGAAUCAGAUACUGAAACAUCGGCUCCAAGUAGGCUAAGGAGAUCCAAGAGAGUUGGUUACAAGAGUAUUGAUGUUUAUAAUACUUGUUCUUUUGAUAUUGCAAAUGGGAAUUCAUCUGUUUCAGGGAUAGAGCAGGAACAAGAGGAGAUUGCUAUGUGUUUGAUGAUGUUGUCCCGGGAUCCUAGCUAUAAAAAGGGCUUGAAUUCUUUCGCUGAUUCUUCUGAUAACAAUUCAGUGGUUUUGGAAGCUAAGUCAUCGUCUACUGAUAUGAAAAUUUCUGGGAAGAAUGGUGUGAAUUGUGUCUCCAAUUGUAACGAGUUUGAGGAAAUGAAGAAAGGAAGAGACGGCAAGUCUAAAUCUGCUGAAAUUGAUGUUUCUGAUAAUUCUGAUUCUGGUUAUUUUAGAAAUGGACCUAAGAAGUUUGAAUCUGAUGCUUCUGUUGAUGGGUUCAUUAGGAAUGGUGAAUUCAAAAAGUCUAAAGAGGAAUACGAAUCUUGUUUUGAGGACUUCGGUGUAAAAUUGGGGAAAAAAUACGAUUCAAGAAAGAAAGCAAAAACUGAUUCUUCAAGUCCUGAAACUUUCAGCAACAUUGCCCAGAAGAGAAGCCAAUUCGAGUGUUUGAUUUGUAACAAGGUCUUCCAUUCACAUCGGUCUCUCUGGGGACACACAGCUAGCCACAGUAAGAUAAACGGCUGCUGUGAAUCUAUAAAUGAGAGCGGUGAACACACCUUAGAGACCGAUUCAUUUCCUAAUAACAGUAAAGUUUCCAAGUCUUUCAAUGGCAAAAACCCAAUUGAGCAAAGUGAGUCUCGCAGUGUUGAGAAAAGAAUGGUGUCUAGGAAAAGCAAAGGCCAUGAAUGCCCAUUCUGCUUCAGGGUAUUCAAAUCUGGCCAAGCUUUAGGAGGCCACAAGAGGUCCCAUUUUGUUGGGGGAAGUGAAGAUAGAACCGUGGUAAUUAAGCAACAGUUAAAUGAUAUGCAUGGUCUAAUUGAUCUUAAUCUUCCUGCUCCAAUGGAGGAAGAGGCAACCGGCGAAGCUGGGUUCGCGCCGUGGUAGGCUUGUUUAGGGGCAACAGAAGCGUGAGUUGCUGGUGGGAUUUGAUCUCUAACUCAGAAGUUUUUAGUAUAGUUGGAUGAUGAUGAUGAUGAAGAAGAUGCAAGAGAGUCGUAAAAUGUACAGACAGGACAUAUUGGUGAAUGCUUUUUGUGUUUUCCUUUUGCUUCACAUUCAAGGAUAUGGAUUUAGAGAGACAUCACAAUUGCCUUAUUCAUGAAGCCAUUGAAAUCAGUUGUCUUUGUCAGUGAGUACCAAUGGUCAUCUUUUAAUACAAACUGGUGUAUGAUCUAUGAUAAAACUUGAAGGAAUUUUUAGUGUUAAAAGUUUUAUUGUUAUUAUUAUUAUUAGAAGAAUCUGGGACCAGCUAACCUUGCUUUAUGGGAAACACUAAAAAAAAAAGUGGGCAUUUCUAUGGAUUAGGAGAGAAGCUUCCUUUUACAAAUUUACAUGACAAACUGUGUUUUCACAUUUACUACUUCUGCUGCAUGCACAGCAUUUGUGAGCUAAGGCCAAAGAUUUGUAAUUGAAAGAGAAUCUUCUUAAAUGAAAUUUAACUGCAACUCUUUGAGUAAAUUUAUGCA